UUGCAAGCAAGAGCUAGCCAACGGAGGAAUGGGCAGUUGGGUGGUGGAGAUGCAAGCUACAAAGUCCAUCUACAAAGUCCAUCCCUUCAUCUCAAACAUUAACAAGACAGCCUACCAGCCCCGAGUCGUGUCGUUCGGGCCAUACCACCAUGGAGAGCCUCAACUGGCAUGGAUGGAGGCUCACAAGAAACGCGUUCUCAAUCGCUAUAUCCAUCAAUUAGGGGUACCCCAGAAAGAGAUCUUUCGCCUCGUAGAGAAAAUGGCUCAAGAGUUGAAGGAAUCAUACGAUUCCCUCGACUUUAAAUGGCAAGAUAACACUAAGAGUUUCGUGCAAUUGAUGAUGUUAGAUGGGUGUUUCAUGCUCGAAUUAUUAGAUGUCUAUAAGGAUGACAACUAUUAUUCUGACAAUGAUCCCGUCUUCAGCCGACAUGGGGAGCUCUAUGUCAUGCCAUUUGUCAGGGCUGACAUGUUGAUGCUGGAGAAUCAAUUACCAAUGUCGCUUCUGCUCAGCCUCAAAUAUAUUCGAGAGAAUGUUAAGAGGGGACAACCAAUUGGGACAUUAGAUCUCGGCUCCACAAAUAUUGUGCAGUCUGACAUUGAAGAAUUGAACAAAAGCAUACUUUUUUUUCUCUUCUAUGACAUUAGCAAGUACUCUGAGAUGGGCACAUGUUUACACGUGCUUGACCUCUACCGCAAAGGCCUACUCCACACACACAACGAAGAUAGAAAUGCAGCCUCCCAAUCUGCAAAUGAAGGAGAAGGCUUCUACCCAAAGAUGGGCAAAUGUUUUUACCAGCUUAAGCUCCGCUACCAGCGCCUGGUCCACACACAACACACACCUGGAGAUGCAGCCCCCCAAUCUGCAAAUGAAAGAGAAGGCUUCUACCCAAAGAUGGGAAAAUGUUUUCACGAGCUUGAGCUCUGCUACCGGCGCCUGGUCCACACACAACACACGCCUGGAGAUGCAGCCCCCCAAUCUUCAAAUCAAGGAGUUAGAAAGAAUAAGGGGGUCGGCCACAACGUCGUUCGCCCAGCCACAGAGCUCCACGAGGCCGGUGUCCGCUUCGUUAAAAGCGAAAGCAAAAGUCUCUUGGACAUCACCUUCGGCGAAGGCACCUUGAAACUUCCCAAUUUCAUGAUUUCUGAUUCUACUGAAUCAAUUUUCUUGAAUCUCAUAGCCUUCGAGCGUUGCCACAAUCCUGCUGGCAGCUACAUCACUUCCUUCGUCGCAUUCAUGGACUGCAUCAUCGACGACAGUCUAGAUAUCAAGCUUUUGAGCUCGAAAGGAAUUAUCGACAACAUCAUUGGGACUGACAAGGAGGCAGCCGAUUUGUUCAACACAAUGUCCAAGGGUUUAGUCUUGGAUUUGAACGAAAACCUUGGCCAGAUGUACACGGAUCUCAUCCACUACUGCAACAGGCGUUGGCAUAAAUGGCGCGCCAAUCUAACUCAAACUUAUUUCAGAAACCCGUGGGCAAUUAUUUCUGUCAUCGCAGCCUUCCUUCUCCUCUCUCUUACUGCGGUGCAAACUAUCUUCACCAUCCUAAAUUAAUUUGAAGUGCUAUUUGUAAAAUUUUAAUGACAUUUAUAUGAAUAUAUAAUAGAUUAAUGUAUGAGUAUUAUUAAAAAUAUCAUAAUUAAUGUCU
Messenger RNA from Diospyros lotus (date-plum), 1646 nucleotides. Its product is annotated as UPF0481 protein At3g47200-like. The record is from RefSeq and is a predicted model, not a curated record. Lineage: Eukaryota; Viridiplantae; Streptophyta; Magnoliopsida; Ericales; Ebenaceae. The transcript has 2 exons. The coding region runs from base 29 to 1552 and encodes 507 amino acids.